AUGAUUGUCACAGAAGAAUGUUAUCAUCGAUAUGGAGAUCCAGGUCUCCAUCGAGCCUUCUCCUCAUGGGUUCACCGAAAAAAUUCUUCCCAUUAUUCGCCUAUUUCUCCCUCCUAUCAACAAGCUCUUCUUAAUCUACAGCUGACGGGUGGUUUACAGCACAACCAGCAGAUCACCACCUCGUCAUCAUCAUGCAAUUCCAAGAAAUUGCCGAUUAUCAGCCCGGACACCCCAUUGCGGGAGCGGGCGCUGUGCAAAUUCGAAUACGUGCUUAACUAUAAUCCGAGGCGGAUUCCUGCAGCGCUCACAGAAGUGAAGUGCUCGUGCCAGAAGCCGAACCCGAAAUUGGUCGGAAAGCGGAUAUUUGAGUGCGAGCCUUUGAGAUACCAAGUGAGAGUGCUACUCUUCGACGACACAUGCAACACUUUUACCGAGCACACGGAAACAAUCUCCCUCGCCUGUCUACCCGUCAUUCAGGCCAACGCGAACGCCGAAGAUCUCAAGCAGUGCGAUCACAAGAGUUAUCUGGGGUUCAAAUUGAGCUAUUUCCGCAAUGUGCUCUUCACGUGUCUCGAAUGG
Molecule: messenger RNA, 579 nt
Organism: Mesorhabditis spiculigera
Lineage: Eukaryota; Metazoa; Nematoda; Chromadorea; Rhabditida; Rhabditidae
Source: the annotation of a GenBank genome assembly